CUUUUCCCGCGCCCAAACAAGGCCACAUCUCCCUUCCUAGCAUUCCAACAAAAUUUCUCUCUGUAGCCUCUCCCAAACAUGCUCAAUGACAUUAUACGUAUAAUCUUAGUACUCAUGACCCCCAAAUGAGCGCCCAGAAAUACACCCCACUCGCCGCUGAUCCCGGCACGGCCCACACCUGUCCCUGCGGCGCCACCCGGCAACCCCACUGGGCCCGCCGCCGUAGCGUUUGGCUCCUCGUCGCUCUGGGUCUCGAGACCCUCCUCCUCCUCGGCAUCGCGUAUCGCGCUGCAUUGGUUUACGCGCCCUCCUCCUCGCAUCGCCAGGGGAACAGCACAGGACUUCUCGAUCCCCAGUCGUUUCUGCCGCCGAUUCCCAUCCAAACGGUCAUCUUCGAAGAUGAGACCCCGUACCGGGACAUAGGCCCCGCGGGUGACAAGCUAUGGAAUGACAUGAUGCCUAAGGGGAAAGGCUUCCUUCGCGUCCCUAACGCACGCCUUUAUGAUCUCCCGCCGAGCAAACCGAGCGGCAAUGGCACGGAUGGCGCAGAGGAGUACUCUGUCUCAUUAACGCACCAGCUGCAUUGCUUGGCUAUGCUGAGGGAUGUCAUUGUGCAGUUUGGGAAAGGCAGCGCGUCGAGGUUCUGGGACCAAUCGGCCAAAGGGGGAGAUGGACACGCGUAUCACUGUCUUGAUUAUAUUCGUCAGGGAAUACUUUGUGCUGGAGACACAUCGCUGGAGUUCGUAAAGGUGGAGUAUGAUGACUUUGGGAAGGUGAAGUCAAGCUCGGUAGAUGGGGCGGGUGCGGCACAUGUUUGCCGGGAUUGGAGAGUGGUUAGGGAGGCACUGGAGGAGAGGAGGGUGGAUGACCAGGUGGGGAUUCUGUGAGGGGGUUGGGGUGUAUGAUGUAUUUGAGCAGCUCUCGGUGGAGAUGUUUUAUGGGGGUCUAUAUAGAGGCGGUUUACUCAAAAAAACAGGCCCCUAUAUAAAUUGUGAUAUGUAGUGAUGUUAUUUCCAGAUAACGACAUUUAUACUACAUUAGUAACCACCACAUACGACAU
Molecule: messenger RNA, 1060 nt
Organism: Pseudogymnoascus verrucosus
Lineage: Eukaryota; Fungi; Ascomycota; Leotiomycetes; Thelebolales; Thelebolaceae
Exons: 5
Coding region: 126-887 (253 amino acids)
Biological process (GO): mycotoxin biosynthetic process
Source: RefSeq, a predicted model, not a curated record